Molecule: messenger RNA, 643 nt
Organism: Peromyscus californicus insignis
Lineage: Eukaryota; Metazoa; Chordata; Mammalia; Rodentia; Cricetidae
Product: TLE family member 5-like
Exons: 1
Coding region: 40-633 (197 amino acids)
Biological process (GO): regulation of DNA-templated transcription; negative regulation of canonical Wnt signaling pathway
Cellular component (GO): transcription regulator complex; nucleus
Molecular function (GO): protein binding; transcription corepressor activity
Source: RefSeq, a predicted model, not a curated record
GGAGCCGGGGCGCAACCCACGCCCGGCCCCGCGACUGACAUGAUGUUUCCGCAAAGCCGGCACUCGGGCUCCUCCCACCUCCCCCAGCAGCUCAAGUUCACCACCUCCGACUCCUGCGACCGCGUCAAAGACGAGUUCCAGCUGCUGCAAGCUCAGUACCACAGCCUCAGGCUGGAGUGCGACAAGCUGGUCAGCGAGAAAUCAGAGAUGCAACGGUAUUACGUCAUGUACUACGAGAUGUCCUAUGGACCGAACAUGGAGAUGCACAAACAGGCUGAAAUCGUGAAGAGGGUGAAUGGGAUCUGUGCCCAGGUCCUGCCCUAUUUAUCACAGGAGCAUCAGCAGCAGGUCCUGGGAGCCAUCGAGAGAGCCAAGCAGGUCUCGGCUCCCGAGCUGAACUCCAUCAUCCAACAGCAGCUCCAGGCUCACCAGCUGUCCCAGCUGCAGGCGCUGGCCCUGCCCCUGACGCAGCUGCCCGUGGGGCUCCAGCAGCCUUUGCUCCCUGCAGUCAGCGCGGGCACCGGCCUCCUGUCACUUUCCGCGCUGGGCUCUCAAACCCACCUCUCUAAGGAGGACAAGAACGGACACGAUGGGGACACCCACCAGGAGGAUGAUGGCGAGAAGUCAGAUUAGCUCCUGGGGA